Messenger RNA from Ustilago hordei, 2724 nucleotides. RefSeq lists its product as uncharacterized. Lineage: Eukaryota; Fungi; Basidiomycota; Ustilaginomycetes; Ustilaginales; Ustilaginaceae. The transcript is spliced from 4 exons. The coding region runs from base 1 to 2724 and encodes 907 amino acids. The record is from RefSeq and is a predicted model, not a curated record.
AUGAUCUUUGACGAAAUCAAUAUUGACCUACACUUCGUCUUCGAGGGUGAACUCGACUCUCCAAAUGUCUCGCACAUCUUUAACAACUAUCGUCAUGCAGCCCUCCAACACCGUCCAGGUAAUCACACAGUCGUGGGGGCCUUCUUCCUCAGUGAGCUGAAGCGCCGGCUCCCCUCAUACCAGUCGGGUCCACAGGGACAGAACGUUGUAAUGACGGCCGAGCAUACAUGCGAGAGUCGUCGUUUCAUGGUACAUGUUUGGCGCAGCCGAAGUCUGCUAGAAGGCACUUGGGGUCAGGACUCGCCACAAGACGAUCAGAUCGUUGUUCGGGCAUUGCGCGAGGGCUCUCCUGGACAGAAUGCGGGAAUUCUCUUCGAAAGCCGUCCCACCAUGAUGCCCUCGGGUAAGCAGUUUGAGUGGGUCGAUUCCGGUCUCAUCUACGAGUUUCCACCUAGCGACAUAUCUGUCAUGGUGAGGAGGCCAUCCAUACAGCAGACACUCACGGCUAUCUUCAAGAAUGUCAGGUCCCACAGCUUCGUGUUUCAAUCUACUGGUGUUCCCAUCUUCAGCCCUGUGCUUGAUGCCGCAUCCAACCCUCGUCAGAUCAUUGCUGGAGGCGACGACGAACUCCGCCUAAACCAAUUUAUUCAGGCUUUCAUCGACAAGACUCGUCUUUACAACAUCCCAGGCCAAGCUUCGAGCUUCAAUGCUCAGCCCCCGCUGCCUAACUCCAGUAGCGAUGCUCCUCCCUGCUCUCAGAACACAUUCGUGACUCUCAACCAGGGGACUGCCGCUCAACGCGACCACAUUAUUCGUCGUAACUUUAACGCAAGCUCCCCAGCUCCGACGGUCGCUCCAGGGCAGGAUCAAACCAACUCGGCUGAAGAAAUUGUGAACGUCUCGUCCGCUUCCAGCACAACUUCCAAAGACACUCCGCCUCUCCGAUCUCCUCCCCUGACCCACCGUGCCUGGAAUACAAUCACCAAAGUCGCCUCCUCCUUCACAAGAUCUCGCCCUCAGUCUGAGCACAGCCGUGCCUCACCCGUUGCUCCGGAGAACUCGCUGUUCACCGAGCUGCGAACAGAGAAUCACUAUGUCGAUGCUAGCAAUCAGACUGAUUCGGAAGACGAGGGCUCCAAGAAGGGAGAGAAGGAGGCUAAAGCUUGUCGCACAGUUGGUGAGGGCGUAAGAAUAGAUGGGACAGGUGCGGUGUUGGUUGAGCGAGACGCUCAGACGGAACAAUCGGGCGGUCAGACUCAGGUUAUUGGCGUUAGCUGCCCUAGACAGGUGACGGAAGGUGAUGCGCAUGGUCAAGCGGGUGAUGCAAUGCAGCCUCUUGUCCUGUCCGUUGGCUCUAGCUUCCCUCCUCAAGAGUCUAUCCACUCUACUGAGGUUGAAGUGCCCAGCGACCCGGCUGCAGUAGCAGCUGCUCAAGCACUCUCCAUUGGACAAACAACUGUUGGUGUCGACAGGGUUGACAAUGAUAUCGAGAUGACAGAUGUACAAGCUGCCUCCAGCAAGCCCACCAAUGCCAGCACGCAAGCUCCUAGCACGCGUGGGGACGAUCAGGCCUCUGCGCAGCUUCAGGUGGGUGCUCCGGACUCAGACAUUCAGGCUCAGGGCACAGCACAAGCUCCUGUAGCGAUCGACGAGGACAAGGAGAACGAGCGACCAACUCAGGACAACGCCACCGCAGCGCCGGUUCCUACCGACGACAAUGUGCAAUUCUUCUCUUUGUCCCGCGCUGAAGAGCAGAACGGCACAUUUGCGGAGACUGGAGUUCGACGAGAAAGCAGGACUGACCGCUCGAUGUCAGAGAUGCCUCUGGUUGAGGUCCUUGCCAGUGUGGAGCGCAACACAGAUGCCGAGACUGCUUCUGCACUUGGAGCAAUGAUUCGCUCAGGCUCGAAUAUAUUUGGCGGUCACUCGUUGCGCAGCCGUUCUCCGACACCAUCGGGGUUGUUGUACUCUGCGUACACUUCAUCAGAUCAGCGACUGCACCAGCUUCUCGACUACCUACUGAACCUGGUUCAGAACGACAAGAUGCAGGGCAAUUUACUAUGCAAGCGCCUGCUCGCGAUGCGCGAGGAGUUUGCACAGGAGUUCGAGCAGGCAAAAAAGCAGUUUGAGGCCAGACUCGCCAAUAACAACGAGGCGAUGUAUAACGCGCGCAUCUCGCAAAGCCUCAAGAAAGACACCAUGCGCCUUCUGAAAAGCGAGAUGGCUAUACCUUGUGUGUUUGCCUACAGUAUCAAGGUCAACGACCUCCUCCGUCCCAUGCUUAUUCGACACAAGCACUCAGGUAGUCAGGUAGGAUCAAUCCGAGGCGUCGCACACGCUGGCACCCCUGCCGCUGCACAGGCAGGUUGUCCACAUGCCAACACCCCCCGCCUGCCCCUCGCACCUGGCUCCUUCCCGUCCUCACCCGUCGUCAUUGACGGUGAGACCACCCAGCGUCAACGCACACCCUCUACUCGCGCCGGCAGCACCGUCGGGAGGGAUCGCUCCGCGCGUGCCGGUUCAGUCGUUAGCAGCAUUAGCAACGCCACCCAGAUCAAACGCCUUCGAGCCACUUGGGAACCGACAAACGUAGCUCCUGUCGCUGGUGACAAAGUCCACGAACUCAUUGAUGACAGCGAUGAUGUUGAUGACGACGACACCCUCUUCUUGAGGUCGCGCACGCGAGCUUCGUUGGUUACUACCUUUACUGAGUUGCACGACUAG